Ilex paraguariensis (yerba mate) is the source of this 1974-nucleotide messenger RNA. The record is from the annotation of a GenBank genome assembly. NCBI's taxonomy places the organism in Eukaryota, Viridiplantae, Streptophyta, Magnoliopsida, Aquifoliales, Aquifoliaceae.
CUCUAUAUCCUCCACUAAUCUAUUCAUAGAUGCGCGAUGUCCAAACUUUCAGUAAAAUUAGGGUUUCCCAUCUGAAAAAUUGAUCACCUUGUGCUUGAUUUGUGUUUGAUUUUGCAGGAAGUUCGAGAAUUGGAGACCCUUAAGAGUAUGGAAAAUUGCAUGUCUGAGGUAAGAACCAUGGGUUUUUUUUUGGUGAGUAUGAUUCUAUGGAAAGAGGCUAAUUUGGUAGUUUACGACUAGAAUUUUGAGAUAGUUCGAAAUGGUUUUGAUGUUUUCGAGGCUUGAUUAUUUUGGUACUGUACAGUGGAGAAAUAGUGGUUUGGAAUUUGGAAUUUGCUUUAUUUGGGAAUAAUUACAGUUGUUAUUGAGCUGAGAAUAAUGGGAGUUGUUUAAUUGGGAACUUGAGUGUAUGUUGUAGGAAAAAAAAUUGUUAUUCGGGAUAGGGAUGAGCUCUUUAUGAGAAAAAUUUAUUGGGUUCUAUAGAUAAGAGUAAAGACAAGAGAAAUUGAUGGUCCGGUAAUAAAAGUUUGGUGUUUGUUGGGACAAUUUUGUGCCAUUUGGGGGUGGAAUAAAUGGGUUUUGUUUUUUUCCUGAAGUUAAUUUCGCUAGAUUAGGAUACCUGGCUGGAUACUUAUCUGGUUAUUGAUCUUGUGUGCUUGGAUGGAUGACACUGAGGAUGAUGCGUGGUAUCCCCCAAAUGCUAAUGGGCUGAAUGAGGGUUACGGGUCAUCACAUCACCCGAAGGUUCCUGUUCGGGACUCUACUUAUGCCGAGGAAGAGGAUGAUGAUGAUGAAGAAGAAGAAGAAGAAGAAGAAAAUGGUGUUCAGGAGGUAGGCAAAGAUGAUGAUGAUGGUGGUGGUGAUGAUGAUAGUGAUGAUGUCGAGGAUGAGGAUGAUGAAUAUAAUGGGAGGAUUGGAGAUGGUGAUAUACAAAGGCACCAUAAGAAGAGGAAGCUGAGAAGCUUGUUAUCAAGUUAUGAAUUUGCUCCUCGAGUACCACCACCAUCAAUGGCAGCUGCAUCGGCAUCAAAGCCAUCAUUUGGUGGACGUAAUUCACUCACAGAUUGGACGGAACAUGAGACAUUUAUUCUACUAGAUGCUUGGGGUGAUAGGUUUCUCAAAGGUGGGAGGAAGAGUCUUCGGACUGAGGAAUGGCAGGAAGUUGCAGAGAAGGUUUCGCAGGAGUCAAAGAUUGAAAGAACAGAGACCCAGUGUCGAAACCGUUUAGAUACACUGAAGAAGAAAUAUAAAAAGGAGAAGAUGAAGUUAGGAGAGAUUGGAAGUCCCUCCAGUAAAUGGGUAUAUUUUAAGAAGAUGGAUAUGCUAAUGUCCUCUUCCCAGCAAGAGGCAGGCCUUUCAUGUGGAGUGGACUCGGGGGAGUAUAUUUUCAUGAACCCUAGAGUCUAUCUAAAUCGUGCGAAUGGGUUAGAUGAGAUGAGGGAUAGCCCGGGGAAUUCAGAAUCUGCAGAUGGUGAGGAAGAUGAUUCAAAUGGGAUCCCACUCAAAAGGGCAAGGAAUGGUGGUCGAGAGAGAGGUGAUGGAACUUCCUUCAGAUUGCUUGCAGAUUCCAUUAAAAAAUUUAGUGAGAUAUAUCAGAAGAUUGAGGACAGUAAGAGACAGCAGAUGCUAGAACUCGAAAAGAUGAGGAUGGAUUUCCAUAGAGAGUUGGACUUGCAAAAGAGGCAGAUUCUGGAGAGAGCACGGGCUGAGAUUGCAAAAAUACAUCAAGUAGAUGAUGAAGAGAAUGAGAUUUCCGCAGAGAAUAUUAGUGGGUGAUGUGUCUGAACCUUGUUUUCUUUCUUUACUCUUACUACCUGUAUUGGCUGCAUGCCAUUGUUGUAUUGUAUUCUGGAGCAUAUUUCCUCUUCCACUCUUUAUUUGUUAGGCAAUAAAACUGAUGUGAUGAAGGAAUGUAUAUGUUAAUAUUAGUUGAAAUGGUAGAUACAAUAAAACUUCUAAGAUGAUUUUCUUUUC